Molecule: messenger RNA, 2724 nt
Organism: Xenopus tropicalis (tropical clawed frog)
Lineage: Eukaryota; Metazoa; Chordata; Amphibia; Anura; Pipidae
Gene: smyd1
Product: SET and MYND domain containing 1
Exons: 10
Coding region: 99-1574 (491 amino acids)
Biological process (GO): chromatin remodeling
Molecular function (GO): histone H3K4 methyltransferase activity; histone H3K4 trimethyltransferase activity
Source: RefSeq, a predicted model, not a curated record
CUGAAAUAGCAGCCGUGACAAGGGGACUGUGCAGUUAGCUGCCUGCUUGCUAUCAGCAGUUUGGCUUUGUCCAGGCACGGGGUAGGAGAGGAGCAACCAUGGAGAACGUUGAAAUUUUCGAAUCGGAGGGCAAGGGACGGGGCCUGAGGGCCAUUAGAGAGUCCUGGGCCGGGGACAUUAUCUUUGCAGAACCUGCUUACUCUGCCGUUGUGUUUGACAAUCUCUCCCAUUCAGUGUGCCAUUCAUGCUUCAAGAGGCAGGAGAAACUACUGCGCUGCGGACAGUGUAAAUUUGCUCACUAUUGUGACCGGACAUGUCAAAAGGAAUCCUGGGCCAACCACAAAAACGAGUGUGUGGCCAUUAAGAAAGCCGGUAAAGCACCGAAUGAAAAUAUCAGACUGGCUGCAAGAAUUCUCUGGAGGAUAGAGAGAGAAGGAAGUGGCCUCACUGAGGGAUGCUUGGUCUCCAUUGAUGAUCUACAGAACCAUAUAGACAAAUUUGAUGAAGCAGAGAAGGGCUUACUCAUGGAAGAUGUUCAGAAAUUUUUGGAAUAUUGGCCAAGUCAGAGCCAACAGUUUGGCAUGCAGUACAUCUCUCAUAUAUUUAGUGUGAUAAGCUGCAAUGGUUUUACUCUGAGUGACCAAAGGGGUCUCCAAGCUGUCGGCGUUGGAAUAUUCCCUAACCUCUGCCUUGCUAACCAUGAUUGUUGGCCAAACUGCACCGUCAUAUUCAACAAUGGCAAUCAUGAGGCUGUUAGAUCAAUGUUUCAUACACAGAUGAGAAUCGAGCUUCGAGCUCUCGGGAAGAUCAACAAAGGAGAAGAGCUUACUGUGUCCUACGUGGAUUUCCUCAAUCUCACCGAGGACAGGAAGGCGCAAUUGAAGAAGCAGUAUUACUUUGACUGCACGUGCGAGCAUUGCACCAAAAAAACCAAGGAUGCUUUGCUCCUGGCUGUCAAAGAUGGAGAAGACAAGCCAGAAGAGCGGGUUGUGAAAGAGGUGAUACAAUAUUCAAAAGAUACCAUGGAGAAGAUAGAAAAAGCUCGUUCAGAAGGGUUGUACAAUGAUGUGGUGAAGCUCUGCCGGGACUGCUUGAAGAGACAGGAGCCCAUUUUCGCUGAUACCAACAUCUACAUGUUACGGAUCCUGAGCAUCUAUUCCGAAGUGCUCUCUUAUCUGCAAAUGUUUGAUGAUGCCGCAGAAAAUGCCAAGAAAAUGGUCGACGGAUACUUGAAAAUCUACCAUCAAAACAAUGCCCAGCUGGGGAUGGCUGUGAUGAGGGCAGGAGUGACGCACUGGCACGCUGGCAUGAUUGAAGUUGGUCAUGGGAUGAUCUGCAAAGCCUUUGCGAUCCUUCUCAUUACACACGGGCCUUUACAUCCCAUCACUAAAGACUUAGAGGUGAUGCGCGCGCAGACAGAAAUGGAGCUCCGCAUGUUCAAGGAGAAUGAGUUUGUCUAUUACAAGAUGAGGGAAGCAGCUCUGUCCAAUAAGCCCUUCCAAGUCAUGAAGGAACCCAACAGUGAACCAGCUACGAACUUAUUCCACAAAAAGCCACAAGAAGCAAAGUCCUAAGUGCCCUGUUACACAGCCGCCAUCAUAUAUGUGUCGUGCAUCCCACGGUGGCACACAGGGACCCUGGAUAUAUCUCCAUGCCUUGCCGACCCCAGCAGAGCCAACAUUACACGAUAUUGCCAUCGCCUUGCUGUCUAUAACAUCAGCCAAUGCAACUGGGAUAUUAUACCUCCAACUGAUUAUAUUUUCCAUAGGAAACUCACAGUAUGGGUCACAUACAGCAGCCCCCUCCUACACAUGCACACUGCUCCUUCCCAGGGCUCAGGGUAAUAGGGGCAAUGCCAAUAAACAGGGAAAGCAAACCUCCUCUACAACUCCCAGAUGUAGGAAUUAGUUUUAAUAAUAGAAGCAUUUAGGGUUGGACUUGGCCAAUUGGGCAGCAGGAAAAAACCCAGUGGGCCCCACCUACCCAGACCAGAUCCCCGCUGAUCCCUCUCCCCUGAUCAAGCCAAAGAUAAGUAUAAUGUAUGCACAUUCGUGGGGGAAGGUUGAGUGGGUAGUGGGGGGGCCCCUGGGGCGGCAGCCCGAGUGAGCCCUGCAAACCCCAUCCAACUUUGGAAACAUUCAAGGUUUGCUGCUGGUCAAGUAAUAUAUAGCAGGUAGCAUUUACUACAUAUCUGAUUGGUUGCUAUGGGUUACUAGACCAGGGCAAGCUUUUUUUUUUUUUAACUUUUGAUGCACUAAAUUAGCAUGUAUGAAUUUAAAGAGAAAGCCAUAGCUACCAACACACCAGUCACUAGUACUUGCAAUUGAAUGCUGUGCCUGUGUCUUUUGUUAUUUUUUUUGUAAUUUUUUAAAUAUGAAUGUAGUUUAUGAAAAUACAGUAGAUAUAAGGUUUGAAUAUGUAUAUGAAAUAUGCAAUUCUUGACCAUAAUUAGAGUAAAUGAGAUUUGUAUUUGCAUUGAAUUGAAGGCUACCUUUGCAUAAUGUAGUGGAGUUGCCCCACAAACUGCCCCGAUAUAGAGACAGAUGUGCCACGGGGGUGAUGCUCCUGGGAGUGCUGACAGUAGGAGAGUGUGGGGAUCCGACUCCAUGUCUGGCUGGCAGUAUCAGAAGGCAGCAGGAUAUGUUGAAAUAAAUUGGCUCUCAUGGGGUUUUUGUGUACUUUGUAUCCCACAGCUGAGGAAUAAAUGAAAAGGUUUGUAUUUAA